GCAAUGACAGCAGGAAAUCAUUCCAUAGUGACGGAGUUCCUCCUGGCUGGGCUCACAGAACAGCCAGAGCUGCAGCUGCCCCUCUUCCUCCUCUUCCUGGGAAUCUACGUGGUCACUGUUGUCAGUAACCUGGGCAUGAUCAUGCUGAUUGGGCUCAGUUCUCACCUGCACACCCCCAUGUACUAUUUCCUCAGCAGUUUGUCCUUCAUUGAUCUCUGCCAAUCCACGGUCAUUACCCCCAAAAUGUUGGUCAACUUUGUGACAGAGAAGAACACCAUCUCCUACCCUGGAUGCAUGGCUCAGCUCUACUUCUUCCUUGUUUUUGCUAUCGCGGAGUGUCAUAUGUUGGCUGCGAUGGCGUAUGACCGUUAUGUUGCCAUCAGUAGUCCGUUGCUUUACAAUGUUGUCAUGUCCUGUGAAGUCUGUGCCUGGUUGGUUGCUGGGGUGUAUAUCAUGAGUUUGAUUGGUGCCACAGCACAUACAGCUUGCAUGUUAAGAGUGCUAUUCUGUAAGGCUGAUGUCAUCAAUCACUACUUCUGUGAUCUUUUCCCACUGCUGAGACUAUCCUGUUCUAGCACUUAUGUUAAUGAGAUGGUGGUUUUGUGCUUCAGUGCAUUCAACAUCCUUGUCCCAAUCCUGACCAUCCUCGGCUCCUAUGUAUUUAUCAUUGGCAGCAUCCUUGGUAUCCGCUCCACUGAGGGUAGGUCCAAAGCCUUCAGCACUUGCAGCUCCCACUUUUUAGCUGUUGGUGUAUUCUUUGGUUCUCUAGCAUUUAUGUACCUACAGCCAUCAUCUGUCAAGUCCCUGGACCAAGGCAAAGUGUCCUCUGUGUUUUAUACCAUCAUUGUGCCCAUGCUGAAUCCACUUAUCUACAGCCUGAGGAAUAAAGAUGUCAUGGUUGCCCUAAGUAAGUUACUUGAAAGAAGUUUUCUGCAAAAAUGA
Molecule: messenger RNA, 942 nt
Organism: Oryctolagus cuniculus (rabbit)
Lineage: Eukaryota; Metazoa; Chordata; Mammalia; Lagomorpha; Leporidae
Product: olfactory receptor 8G1-like
Biological process (GO): G protein-coupled receptor signaling pathway
Cellular component (GO): membrane
Molecular function (GO): olfactory receptor activity; G protein-coupled receptor activity
Source: RefSeq, a predicted model, not a curated record